Molecule: messenger RNA, 231 nt
Organism: Colletotrichum truncatum
Lineage: Eukaryota; Fungi; Ascomycota; Sordariomycetes; Glomerellales; Glomerellaceae
Source: RefSeq, a predicted model, not a curated record
AUGUUAAUGAAGGUAAUCGAAUACAACACUAUCAAGUCUUGCCACGCUGGCAACCGUCCCAAAAAGGAAUUCGAACGUGAUCUGUACGCUAUCCGAAUUCGGCGUAUACUCCACGAAACUUGUCUUCCAAAUACCCCAUCCCGGACCAUCCCUCGCAUCUAUCGUCCUGACCGGCUCCCCAUUGAGCAUCACUCCUACAAACCCAGCAUCCAUGUUAUCGAACCAUACUGA